GCCGCAGCCUUAUGGCGAAGCGCGCAGGGGAGCGAGGAGCAGCAGUCCGGCACAGGAGCGGAGCUUUACUCUAAUAUGGGAUUUCAAGGCGUGUGUGGACGUGGCAGGCACAUGCACACUUCUUUGAGCUCUACACCGAUCAGGGAAGGCUGCUGAACUCGAACCACCUACUGAGGGUUUCCACUUUAUUUCCCCCCUGAGCGGAGUAGAAUGCAAAGAUGCCAAUCCUGCAGAAAGAGACGGCCAGAGACCGAGAGGACCAAGGGCUGCCAAAGGUCCCAGUGCCCCCGCUGAAACAAACCCUGGACACGUACCUGAGGUGCGUCCAGCACCUGGUGAAGGAGGAGCAGUUCAAGAGAACGAAGGCCAUGGUGGAGAAGUUCGGGGCCCCUGGGGGAGUCGGAGACCAGCUCCAGAAGAAGCUUUUAGAGAGGAGGGACAAAACGACCAACUGGGUCUAUGACUACUGGCUGGAGGACAUGUACCUGAACAACAGGUUGGCUCUGCCGGUCAACUCCAGCCCUGUCAUGGUGUUUCCCAAGCAGACGUUCAGAGAUCAGAAAGACGCCCUCAGAUUCGCUGCUCAACUCAUCAGAGGCGCGUUGGACUAUAAGGGACUCAUUGAUGAGCGAGCGCUGCCGGUGGAGUCCGCUCGCGGGCAGUUAGCUGGAACCCCUCUGUGUAUGGAGCAGUACUACCGCCUCUUCACCUCCUACCGCUACCCGGGGCUAAAGACAGACACGCUGAAGGUGCAGACGAACGCAGCCUCCUCUUCGGCGCCAGAGCACAUCAUUGUGGCGUGCAAGAACCAGUUUUUUGUGUUGGAUGUCGUGGCGAAUGGCAAGCAGCUCAACGAGAUGGAGAUUUUAUCCCAACUGGAGAAGAUCAUGAAAAUGGCAGAAAACGCUGAAGAGAGACUUCCUGCUUUUGGUAUCCUGACGUCUGAUGGGAGAACAGAAUGGGCACAAGCCAGAGAUGCACUGACAAAAGAACAAACCAACAGGGACUCUCUGGCUCUGAUCGAGAGCUGUCUGUGUGUGGUGUGUCUGGAUGAACCCAGCGGCCUGGUGCCCAGUGACACCAACAGGGCCUUGCUGAUGUUGCACGGUGGCGGCCGCGAGAAGAACGGGGCAAACCGCUGGUACGACAAGUCAAUGCAGUUUGUUGUAGGAAUGGACGGGACUUGCGGGGUCGUGUGCGACCAUUCUCCAUUCGAGGGGAUAGUUCUGGUGCAGUGCUCUGAAUACCUGAUGAAAUAUAUAACUGGGAGUCCCUCCAAGACGGCGAGGGCUUUCAGCAUCAGAGAACUCCCCCCUCCAAGGAGACUCCUCUGGAAAUGCAGCCCCCACGUCCAGGGUUUACUAACGGCAUCUGGAGACAGACUCCAGAGGCUGGUGAAUAAUCUUGACAUGGAUGUUUUCAAGUUCACAGCUUAUGGAAAAGAAUUCAUCAAAAGGCAGAAUAUGAGUCCAGAUGCGUUUAUACAAGUUGCAUUACAACUUGCAUUUUACAAAUGCAGAGGAAGGCUCGUGUCCACAUAUGAGAGCGCGUCCAUCAGGCGUUUCCAGGAAGGUCGGGUAGACAACAUUCGCUCUGCCACCCAAGAGGCCCUGGCCUUCGUGAAGUCCAUGACAGACGAGAGGGUCAAUUUCUCCGACUCAGAAAAAAUGAAGCGAUUGAGGGAUGCAAUUAAGUCCCAGACAAAUUAUACAAUUGCAGCGAUUACAGGAAUGGCUAUAGACAAUCAUUUCCUCGGGCUCCUGAGAAUCUCAAGGGAGAUGAACAUGGAAAAGCCAGAGAUCUUCUGUGAUGAGACGUAUGUGGCCAGUAACCACUUCAUCCUCUCCACCAGUCAGGUUCCGACCACAGUGGAGAUGUUCUGUUGCUACGGCCCUGUGGUGCCCAACGGCUAUGGCGCCUGCUACAACCCGCAGUCAGACCACAUCAUCUUCUGCGUGUCUAGUUUCUGGGAGAACACAGAGACGAGCUCGGCCGUGUUCGUCAAAGCCCUGAACGAGGGCCUGCUGGAAAUCAGGGACCUGUGCAAUAGAGGAAGCGCUGCAGCGGCCAAACUGGUAGAAAGCAGCCAAGGAGCCGCUCUGCCUCAUAAAUCAGGGAAGUAAGCCAUACUGAGACUUGUACUCUUAGACUUAGAUUUUAGCUUUAGACUCAGUAGUUGAGAUGCCUUCAUCUGUCUUUGUUGUCUGUGCAAUAGUGUUCCCUUCACAACAAAUGCAAAGCCUUAAAAGUUCACAUACAGUAUAGUAUGAACAUCUUUAAAAAAUGAAGAAACAUAGUUUUCUUUUGGGUCUGUGUGGACAUCAGAAUACGUUCUGCUCCAACACUGACUCUGCUUAUCUCAGUAGACUUGAGAUUAACUGGUCUGCUGCCUUUAGGAAACUGAAGCCAUGUCUGCUUUGUAGCACUGAUGUGAGGGGAAGGUCCUCUGUCAGAGAGUUAUUAAACCAAGUGAUCGCAGUAUAUACAGACGGGCGACAAAUUAAAGGAAAUGCCCGGAAACAGGACGACAUCCACAUGAACGGGAACUGAAUCCUGUGCUUUGAAAUCAACGGUCACCAGAUUUCAACCCCACAUCACCCAGGGAGGGAAUAUGCUUUGGCAGAAUGUUGUUCAAGCGUCCAGCAGAGCUCCAGAGAUUCAAUACCAAGGCUCCGUGAAGCCGCUCUGGUGCCGCUUGGCCUUGAGUUUCUCCCCCGUCUGUAUUUCACACAUGUAACCGUAGAGUAGUAAUGCAAUAGACAUGACAGGAUUAUGUUUAAAAAAAUAAUAACAAAGUGUAUUUUCUUGACUCACAACCAACAUGACAUCCUGUAAAUGUGACCUGUUUCACUGUGUGUGCCACCGUGUUCUCAACAAACUGGAUCAAUGGUUCUAUUUUCUUCUUAAUGUGUUUAAACAUGUGAAGUGAUCCUACUGACGCCAUUAAGUUGCCAAAGAGGUCGUGCAUAUGUGACGUCAUGUGAUUAUCAGGCACUUUAAGAUAUUUUAAUGUGAAGAUGUGAAUGAAUACGUGUAAAACAUAGAGGACUGGUUAAUAAGUAUUGUGUGUGUGUAGAGAGAAAACGUGAUAUGGUUUCAGUGACACAUCUGAAGCCGUCUCAUUUGUUCUGCGUGUUUGAGCUCGAUAUCAUAGCAAUAGUUAACGUGUAAAGUGACCAGAGCUAGUUUAUAAGUAAGAUACAGUCCAGUGGUGACUAGGCGAGGCAAACCACUGUGUUCCAAUGUACAUGAGUGCUUUCUAUUUGCACGUAGAGGUAGAAUGAGGGUAGUGAUGUAUUGUAUUGUAGGUACUUUGUGCAAUAACUUAAGUGCAGUGUGGGUGUAUGUGCAAUUUACCACAUCAAUUCAUUAGAUGCAUGGAGCUGAUAUGUAAUAUACAGUUGCUAUUUUUGAUAUUUGAUAUUUCAGAAACAACAGAGUGAUGUUAUAAGAAUUAUUGCAAUCUGCAUGCAUGCUGGUUUGGUCAAAGUGUACCGUGACUUCAAUUGUGGGUCUUGUUUCAGUCUGUGGUUCGUGUUGCAGCAAAUCGAACCCUCGUGGUGAAAGUGUGAUACUUGUCGUCCCGUGUCCAGACGAUGACAUUUACUGUGUGUUUGUUACGUAUUCGUAUGCAUCAUCAGCCAAAGUGAAUGUGAACCACGUCGAUGGUUUCAAAAUCCACACAUGCAUGUUUAUUCUUACAUACUAAAUGUAUUUUUAUAUGUCCACAUAAAGAGUUUUAAUAAUCAUAUAGAAAAUAUGGUUUGUGCGUAUAACAAUGAUGCCUUAAAUGACAGUGUUGCAAACUGUUACAGAUGUAAGAUUCUAUAAAUGUUUAAUGUUGAUUUGAUCGACUUGGUGUUUUCUGUCUAAUCAGAGUGAUACAUGUAAAUGAAUGUAAUAUUUGUCGGGUGUAACUCAGUGGAAUUUCCCCAUUUCUCUCGUUCUUAUUCUAUCUAUAGUAUUAAUGUGCACUGAUAAUAAAGUUACACUCAUCUUGACAUCCACAUCACUACACCUAAUGUG
Molecule: messenger RNA, 4026 nt
Organism: Paralichthys olivaceus (Japanese flounder)
Lineage: Eukaryota; Metazoa; Chordata; Actinopteri; Pleuronectiformes; Paralichthyidae
Product: choline O-acetyltransferase-like
Biological process (GO): acetylcholine biosynthetic process; neuromuscular synaptic transmission
Cellular component (GO): cytoplasm; neuron projection
Molecular function (GO): choline O-acetyltransferase activity
Source: RefSeq, a predicted model, not a curated record